AUGCAAUCUGAGGGCUCUGAGGUCCUGUGUUUCAUUCCCCACAAGUCUCCGUACCAAAGGUUAAGUCAGUGGAUGCUGGACAUUUCCGGGGACCGGGGCGUGCUGAAGGACGUUGUCCGAGAAGGCGCUGGCGAGCUGGUGACACCGGAUGCUUCGGUGCUAGUGAAAUAUUCUGGAUACCUGGAGCACAUGGACAAGCCUUUUGAUUCUAAUUGCUUUAGGAAAACUCCUCGGCUAAUGAAACUUGGAGAGGAUAUUACGCUUUGGGGCAUGGAGCUGGGCCUUCUGAGCAUGCGGAGGGGAGAGGUGGCCAGGUUUCUGUUCAAACCGACCUAUGCCUAUGGAAAACUGGGCUGUCCGCCCUUGAUUCCCCCAAACACCACUGUUCUGUUUGAGAUUGAGCUUCUUGACUUCCUGGAUUCUGCUGAGUCGGACAAGUUUUGUGCCCUCUCAGCUGUGCAACAAGAUCAGUUUCCACUUGAGAAGGUCCUAAAAGUGGCAGCUACUGAGCGGGAGUUUGGCAACUACCUCUUCCGCCAAAAUCGUUUCUAUGAUGCCAAAGUGAGAUAUAAACGGGCCUUGCUGCUUCUCCGCCGGCGAUCAGCACCUCCUGAAGAGCAGCACCUGGUGGAGGCCGCCAAGCUUCUUGUUCUCCUUAACCUGACCUUUGCGUACCUGAAGCUGGAGCGACCCAGCGCAGCCCUGCGCUAUGGAGAGCAGGCUCUGAUCAUUGACCCAAAGAAUGCCAAGGCCCUCUUCCGAUGUGGACAGGCCUGUCUCCUCAUGACUGAGUAUCAGAAGGCCCGGGAUUUUCUAGUCCAAGCCCAGAAGGAACAGCCCUUCAAUCAUGACAUCAAUAACGAGCUGAAGAAACUGGCCAGCUAUUACAAGGACUACAGGGAUAAAGAGAAAGAAAUGUGCCACCGAAUGUUCGCUCCUUGUGAUACUGGCUUUACAGUAGGAGAAAAUUAAAGAUACUUCACCUAACUACAAGCAAGAGAAGUAAAACUGCUUCAUUAGU
This is a messenger RNA of Rhinolophus ferrumequinum (greater horseshoe bat), 1021 nucleotides long. It is a transcript of the gene FKBP6, whose product is annotated as FKBP prolyl isomerase family member 6 (inactive). The coding region runs from base 1 to 972 and encodes 323 amino acids. Gene Ontology annotation, molecular function: peptidyl-prolyl cis-trans isomerase activity; protein binding. The transcript is spliced from 8 exons. NCBI's taxonomy places the organism in Eukaryota, Metazoa, Chordata, Mammalia, Chiroptera, Rhinolophidae. The record is from RefSeq and is a predicted model, not a curated record.